GAUCUGCUUCCUUCGAUGACCCUUUCGGAAGCCGAAAAGGACAUACAUACAAUCACACGGACAUUGAAGGCGCACUCCUCAUGCGAAUCGUCAGAAUCAUCUCUUCCCGUUUCUUCCCCACAGAACCAAAGCUCUUCCAUUUCCGCCAUUUCCUUCUCCGCAAGAGCUUCAAACCCGCUCAAUCUCUUCGGUCCUUCUCCGCUGCAGCCAUGUCCGGAGAUUUCGUCAAAGGGACCGUCUUCCCCAACGGCCUUGCCCUUAUCACUCUCGAUCGGCCCAAAGCACUCAACGCCAUGAAUCUAGAGAUGGAUGUAAAGUACAAAGAUUAUCUCGAUGAAUGGGAAACUGAUCCAAGAGUGAAAUGUGUUCUGGUAGAGAGUAGUUCGCCUCGUGCCUUUUCGGCUGGAAUGGAUAUUAAGGGUGUUGUGGCUGAAAUUCGAAAGGACAAAAGUGGUGAUAUAAAGCAAAUAACAGUUGGACGCCAUCUUUCAAAAAUGAUUGAGGUAUUUACUGCGGAGUAUUCUCUAAUAUGCAAAAUUUUUGAGUAUAAAAAGCCUUACAUUUGCUUCAUGGAUGGAGUGACAAUGGGUUUUGGAAUUGGCCUUUCUGGUCAUGGUCGGUACCGUAUUGUUACUGAGAGGACCCUCCUCGCCAUGCCAGAAAAUGGAAUUGGCUUAUUCCCAGAUGUUGGCUUUGCUUACAUCGCAGCACAGAGUCCAGGAGGAGGAGCAGUUGGUUCUUAUCUUGGAUUGACUGGAAAAAGGAUUUCAUCUCCCGCUGAUGCACUGUACAUAGGUCUUGGUACUCAUUACGUGCCAUCUGGAAACUUGGGUUCACUAAAGGAGGCACUUCUUGGGCUAGCCUUUUCGGAUGACCCACACAAGGAUGUCCAGGCACUACUUGCACAGUAUAGGAAGGAGCUGGAGUCAGAAGCUCAACUGAAGUUGCUUUUACCUCAAAUAGUUUCAUCCUUUGGCACCCAUAAGCCAGUCACUGAGAUAAUAGAAGAGCUGAAGAAGCAUCAGCUGAGUACAGAAUCAACAGUGGCAGAAUGGGCUAAUGAUGCGCUCCAAGGACUGGCAAAAGGUGCUCCUUUUUCUCUCUUCUUAACACACAAGCAUUUCUCCCAAGCUGCAUCUGCGCAUGGGAACAACGACAAUCAUUUGUCGAAGUUAACUGGUGUGAUGAAGGCUGAAUAUCGCAUUGCUAUAAGGUCCUCACUUCGGGAUGAUUUUGCUGAAGGCGUCCGGGCCGUCUUGGUGGACAAGGACCAGAAUCCGAAGUGGAACCCAUCGAGGUUGGAGGACGUUGAUCCUAGUGAAGUGGAUUCUCUCUUCGAGCCUUUGCCCUCAGAAGUCGAGGAACUGAAAGUAUGAACUUUGGUGAAUUUGCUUGUUUUAUUCUCUGCUUGUUUUGUUAUACCAGUGAAUGAAGUUAAAAGAAAAAAGAAGAAAGGAAUAAUUGUGCAUGAAGUUGGGAUUGUUCAAAUACAUUAUCCCCCCUUUUGCAGUCUCCUUGAUUGGCAUGACUGUUAUCUAGGAUGAUGAGAGUGCGUAGUGCUGAAGAAACUCUGAUUAUAGUUCAUAUGGAAUUAGAAACUCUGAUUUUCUUUUUA
Molecule: messenger RNA, 1615 nt
Organism: Magnolia sinica
Lineage: Eukaryota; Viridiplantae; Streptophyta; Magnoliopsida; Magnoliales; Magnoliaceae
Product: 3-hydroxyisobutyryl-CoA hydrolase-like protein 3, mitochondrial
Exons: 11
Coding region: 81-1376 (431 amino acids)
Biological process (GO): L-valine catabolic process
Cellular component (GO): cytosol
Molecular function (GO): 3-hydroxyisobutyryl-CoA hydrolase activity
Source: RefSeq, a predicted model, not a curated record